GUGUGAGUGAGUGUAGUAUCUUGCUUGAAAGCACUGACUGUCUGACGGACACCACACCCUCUUUACAACCCAUGUAUAGUCGUGACAGACAUCAAUCACAUCAAAUGCUGCAGUGCAUGAUUACAUGUCAGGUGCUGUCAUCACACACACACACACCAUCUCUCUAUGCACACGCACACACACACGCAUCUCAUCUCAUCUGAUCUUGUCAGUGAGUCAUCGGAGCCCCAUAUUGACAAACUUCCCCCCAUUCACUACACACAGCUGCCCCCACUCAAACCGCCCCGACUCGAGAUCGGCACGCCCACAAGCCGGACACUCAUACUCCCUCACCCAGUAGGCAGCGAACCCAUACCUCUCGGCCUCCUCCAUGCAGGCGCGAUACAACACAUCACACAGCGAAUACCGGCGGCCCGCCGUCGCCACCUUCACAUCCUCAUCCCCGCCCCCUCCCUUGUGGCAUGUGAAGCACCGCAGCCCCACUACACGGCCACGGCCCCCCUCCCUGAUCAUGCGAGCAGCCACGAGGCAGUAGCUGACACACACACACACACACACAGACAGAGAGACACACACCCAGAGAUUGACGGUGAAGGCAAUACAGCACACCGUGCGUGUGUGUCUGUGUGUCUUUUGGUUUCUCGCUCACCAUCUGACAGCCGCGUUAAUGCGCUGGUAGAGGAGGCUGGCAGCGAUGGGGAUGGAUGGGGGCGCGGGGGGGCUGAGUGCCUUGUGGAUGAUCUGCAGCAGAUCCAAGACAUAUAUGGCGGCCGGGCAUUCUUUGACCGUCGCUCAGCGCUUAAUUGACUCACAUACACACACACACACACACUUACCUGCAGGGCGUCCGGCGGCAGCGUUAUGUGCUCGCCCGGUCGGCUGGCUAUGGGUAUCUUCUGGCUGAUGCUGGCCAUGAUGGUACGAAUGAGGCGGAGGGCCAUGUUGACCGUGUUGAAGACGAUCUGCUGUGGGAGGGUGGUGGUCACGUACCGGCGGUAGGCCUGCAUGAUGUCCCGCUGCCAGCCGCUCCACUGGGUGCGAUCCUCUACAUGCACCUGCACACGCACAGCAAAGGACACACACGGCAACUCCUGCAGUGAGUGCCCUCUCGCAUCCCCAGCCAGCCAGCCAGCCAGCCAUACCUCUUCUAAUCGAGUCUCCAUUUCGAUGAAGAUUCUCUCUAGGGGCCCGUAGUAGUCCUGCAGCUCGACCCUGGCCGCCUCCGCCUCCCUCGCCGCCCUUUCCCUCUCCCUCUCCCGGGCCGCCUUCUCGCGACGCACCGCCGACACGCGGACACGGCUCUCAGGGGGCACUACACCAGCACGGUAGGGCGACGCUGGUCACAUACACAACACACACGCACACAAAAGGAUACACACGGGGAUGGGCGCGCUGCGGUGCGGUGGGGUGCGGUGCCCAGCUCACCUCCAUGUUCGAUUAGGGCGGGAAGUCUCUGUGUGUGACCUGAGAGCGCCGCCAGCUUGAGCGGCGUGUGGCCGUCGGAGUUCUUGGCGUUGACGUUGUCCUUGUCGCCCUCGCGGCACAUCCAUGCGAUCGUGGCCACAUCUGACGCGUAGUGCAGCGGCAAAUUGCCGUCGCCGUCACGCGCAGACAAAAUCUCAGGCCUGCACACACACGCACACAGCACAGCAAGAAACCUGACACAGUGACACACGCAGAACAUCGCAGAAGACGUCAUCGGUCGGUUCACUGGUACCCUGCAGCUCUUCGCAGCAUCCUCAGCAGCGCCAUCUGCAUCACGCCGUCCUCCAGUGGGUGCUCCGUGAAGCUGUGGAUGGCCUGCUUGCCCCUGUCGUCUACCACACCCACGAUCCUCCCCCUGUCGCUGCUGUCCGCGAACAUCUUGACGCGCCGCAGCUUCUCCAGACCACCGUGGGCAGACGCCGCCACCUCACACAGAUGGAAGCCAUCCAGCGACGGCUUGUGCACCAGCAGCACCGCGAUGAUAUCCCACCUGCCGGCCGUGAACGCCGCCCUCAGGGGGUGGUUGCGAUUGACGUCUGCGCCCCCUUCCAACAGGGCCCUUAUCACCCCGGGUGUGUGGCGGUUCCUCCUGUGGUGGCUGAUGGCCAGUUGCACGAGCGAUUGAUCACCAAGUACCAGCACUCGGCAGUCAGCCCCAUCCCGCUGGAUGAGCCUUUGGGCCUCUGCUGCGGUGAUGGUAGCCUUCUCGAUGCCUGUCGCGAGCGCCCUGGUGGAGGGGUGCGUGCCGGGAGGGAGCCGGAGGCUACGAUUGCACUGCAUGAGGCCUCUCACACCUGCACAACACUCCACAACGGAG
Vitrella brassicaformis is the source of this 2302-nucleotide messenger RNA. NCBI's taxonomy places the organism in Eukaryota, Vitrellaceae. The record is from the annotation of a GenBank genome assembly.